CUGCGAACUUUUGCGACGAAGCCCAGGGCCGUGACUGAUGUCAUAGGAUUUGUUGUCUCGAGAAGUCGUUCACGCUCGCAGCUAACGGCCACCCCGCACCCGGGGUGUGGUUAGCAGUGGGUACGCUGCACACAGUUUUGAAAGAACAGUUGCUGUCCUCACGCGUUGACGAAAUGCAUGCCGGUUCAGAAUUCCAUGCGAACUAGUGCGGCAGACGACAACAACAAUCGGGCUUUUACUAGCAAGAUGACAGGACAGUUUUCUUCAGAGGAGAGAAUUUCGCCAUCAGCUUCUAACGACACAACACAUGCAUGUUGUCUAUAAUGUCUAUGCCUGGGUCUGAGCUGGAAGCGUUGUCUUGUGAAACCAGUAUACUUUACCAAAACUGCGAAAACUGUUUUAUUUAAAUUGGAAACGCCGUCUUACUCGUGUAUGUCAGACCGGAAAUGAACAACAAAUGUUAGAAAACGGUUUUUAGCCAAUUCUAUAAAAGAAAUGCUGACUUGGAAGCUGUCACACUGGCUUGUGGUUGAAGGACUCUGUGCCGAGUGACGGAACUAGUGCAUUGUAAUGGAUGCUAUAUUCUGAAACUGAAAGAAAGGCUCCUCGAUGUUGGUCAAAUUUGGAUAUGACUAGGUGUCGGCUAUGACAUGUUGGAUGAUUGACUAUCAAGAACAAGUGACAGCGAGGCCGCAGAAACAAAUUAUUCCUUCAGAAUAAUUUAAACGAAUUAUUCCUUCAGAGUAAUUUGAAGAAAAUAUGAAAUCAGCUGGAAAGAUGUCAGAAGCUUUGGGUCUGCUGCUUCUUGUCCUUCUCCAUACCAGCGGGGUCAAGGGAGGGAAGGAGAUGGACGUCAUCAAGUCCGUUCAAAUAACUCAGCCCUCGGAGGAGACUCCCACCAUUAUAGGCACAGACCUGACUAUCGUCUGUGAAAUCUUGCCUCGGAAUCUCCCUCGAGAAGUGCUAACGUCUGUUGAGUGGAUACGCGAGGAUAACCAUUUUCAGAAGCGAGUGACAAUUAAACCGCAGGAGAACAAGAUUGACAUCUUCUACAACACGAAUGACUCGUCAGUCGCCUUAAAAGUGUACAACAUCUCUUACUUAGACCAGGGCAAAUACAUCUGCUCGGCAACUCAGCGUGAUCACGUGACCAUCUUUCAGGAUUUUCGGGAGGUAUUCGCCGCCGGCCCUCCAGUCAUUAUCUACCCGUACACCCAGGAGGUCAAAGCAGCGUUAUACAACGAGGCAGAACUCGAAGUUGAUUUUUAUGGAUGCCGGACAGAUGAAUGUAACAUCACGUGGUUGGAUGAGCAGUCACGCAAUAUCAGGGAGACUUGGAAAGACGAGAAGGGGGAGACAGAUUCGAAGUCACUGUACAGCAGCAGAAAGCUGACCUCCGAAAAUGUCACGCACGACGACCUACAUAGCUAUACCUGCGUCAUCCAAAAUGUCUACGGCAAAGCUUCCGUCACUUUCAUCCUUAAAGCGGAUCCGUUCUUAUUGUUGUGUGAAAAAUACGACAGCGGAUGUUUUCGAUCAGUCGACAAGCCUGCUAGGAGCUCAGUGAUGUUCAAGUGUACAAGUGCCAAUCAUCGAGUCAUUCCAAAGCUUUCCUGGAAUAUGUCCUUUGCAAACGGGUCUUCGGUGACAGUUGGUAACAAGGGCGGAGACAAGGUAGCGAACGUGGAGGUUAUCUUCGCGAGCGUCUCGGUUAACGACCCGAACCCACUGGUGACGUCCUAUCUGACCAUCAAGGAUACUCAGUACAGCCACACAGGCAACAUCACGUGCUUGAUAAGCGGGCCCUCAGAGUUUAAAUCCACUCUCUCCUUCAAUAUCUUUGGUUCUCCAAAAGUUGUCGUGAAGGACGACACUGUGGCUGCUAAUCUAGGACACCAGGUGUCGCUGAACUGCACCAUCUUCGUCAACCCGCCCUGCGACCAAGCCGACGAUCUGUGGUGGACUGCAUCAGGUAGUCCCAUCAACUCCACAGGCAGGUACUACAUCCAAACAGUCAUGUCCGGUAUAACGACGAUAUCCACUCUGACCAUCUACGACGUCCAGCAGGAGGACAUAACCAUUUUCGAGUGCAGGGGGAGAAACUCAUACGGCCGUGACUCAAAAACGGUCAAGCUCGUUACCUGCCCACAGGGAUUCUUGAUGGGACCAGAUUUUCAAUGUAUUGAAGAGGAGUUCCCUACUCUGACGCUGGUUCUCUCGAUGACCUUCUGCCUGAUCGUCGUCACAGUGGUAGUGGCUGUCGUCUUCAUCGUGUACCGGAAGAAGAUGCUGCAGAAGUUUCAGCACGAGUGCACCAUGGAGCGUGUCAUGCAGGAGAGCGAGAAGAGGCGGCACGUGAAGAUCGUCUUCACCAACUCCGGGCAGCUGACGCAAGAGUUUGAGAAAGUCCGUCUGCAGAGUGAAAGUGAGCGCUGCAAUGGCGAGUUUUUGUCCGGAGACGAGUUUCCUCGAGAGAGGAUACGAUUCCUGGACUGUCUGGGUGAAGGGACUUUUGGAAAAGUCGUCCGCUCGGAGGCGCUGAACAUCAUCGGCACGGGCCGCUGGGAGGUUGUGGCUGUUAAAAUGUGUAAAGAAACUGCGACCGACACUGAAAAAGCCGACUUCCUCAAUGAGCUGUUAUUGCUGAGAAAAAUACCCAAGCACCUCAACAUCGUUACUUACUACGGAUGCUGCACAAGAUCAGACCCUGUCCUCAUGGUGAUGGAAUACGCUCCCAACGGCGACCUACUGACCUACCUGAGAGGGCGGCGCCCAAAGAAGUCAGAGCCAGAGACGGGAGAGGCGACUGAGAACGGCGACAAUGAAAAGACGACCACGAUAACGCCACCCACCUUGACCUCCAAGGAACUGUUUGCCUUUUCUCUGCAGAUCGCCCGAGGCAUGAAGCACCUCUCGGACAAUAACAUUGUUCACAGAGACGUAGCGGCUAGGAAUGUGCUACUGACGGACCGAGGUGUGUGCAAAAUCACAGACUUUGGCCUGGCACGUGACAUCCACGGCUCCGACAAUUAUGAGCGCAGGUCAAAGGGGCCGCUACCCAUUCGCUGGAUGGCACCGGAAGCGCUGAUUGAUGGACGCCAUUCUACUUGGUCUGAUGUCUGGUCCUACGGCAUACUCGUAUGGGAAGUCGUCACACUUGGAGCCAGUCCUUACCCUGGGAUGUCAGCCUCCCAGGUAUUCAAAUUUGUUAACGACGGCAAGAAAAUGGAGAAACCGCAGCACUGCACAGAUGAUCUAUAUGACUUGAUGACCCAGUGCUGGCGCCAAUCGUCUGCCAAGAGGCCGACUUUUGAUGAUAUUUGCUCCCAGCUGGAGACUCUUUUGGAAAGGGAAGGAGACUACAUCAACCUGGCUCUCUUCGAGGAGAAAGACUAUGCUGUUCUGGAACCACUGCUCCUGGAAGAACGCCUGUAGCGCGACCUUUGUGAAGAUACGACCAGGGUCAUAGUUAUAUAUCGUGAUAUUAAAAAACACACAAGAGUAUUUGUCACUUCCUAACUUGCAUUAAUUUUUAAUGAGCGUGAUGAAACUUGCGGACCCCAUUUGACAUUGAAUUGUUAUGGAUAACAGCUACUAUUUAUGGAUAGUCAGCUUGUUGUGCCAGUGAACAAGAAGUGAUCAAACAGAAGGUCUUGAAGUUAUGAUGACACUCAUAAAGUGAGCUUUAAAAGUGAUGCUACUAUAGCAAAAGCAACACCCCUUUUUUUUGCAUUGACUUGGCGCCAUAAUGAGGAGAACGACAACACAAACAAAGAACUAUAUUAAUAAACUCAGGAACGAGAA
This is a messenger RNA of Pomacea canaliculata, 3804 nucleotides long. RefSeq names its product fibroblast growth factor receptor 4-like. The coding region runs from base 760 to 3435 and encodes 891 amino acids. Gene Ontology annotation, biological process: cell surface receptor protein tyrosine kinase signaling pathway; protein phosphorylation; positive regulation of kinase activity. The record is from RefSeq and is a predicted model, not a curated record. The transcript has 19 exons. NCBI's taxonomy places the organism in Eukaryota, Metazoa, Mollusca, Gastropoda, Architaenioglossa, Ampullariidae. Gene Ontology annotation, cellular component: signaling receptor complex. Gene Ontology annotation, molecular function: transmembrane receptor protein tyrosine kinase activity; ATP binding.